Lactuca sativa (garden lettuce) is the source of this 2684-nucleotide messenger RNA. RefSeq names its product P-loop containing nucleoside triphosphate hydrolases superfamily protein. The record is from RefSeq and is a predicted model, not a curated record. Gene Ontology annotation, molecular function: ATP binding; RNA helicase activity; nucleic acid binding. NCBI's taxonomy places the organism in Eukaryota, Viridiplantae, Streptophyta, Magnoliopsida, Asterales, Asteraceae.
CACUCGAAUCAAAAUAUAUUCUGAAAUUAUUUUUUAACGAACAACCAAGCAAUUGAACUUCGCCUUGGAUCCUCGGCGCAAAUCUCAUCGUCGUCACCAUCACCCUAUUUGCAAGCAAUUUGCACAGACCUGAGAAAUUAUAUCCGACCACUUAAAAACCCCGAUAAACCCAUCAGAGUUAGGGUUUAGUGGCAAUACUUUUUUUUGUUUGUAAAUGCAAUAGAACAGUCUAGGGUUUCAAUGUCCAAGAGAAAGUUUGGGUUCGAAGGCUUCGGUAUAAACAAACAAUCGACGUAUAGUUUCGAGCGACCUGAGGCCCCCCAGCGGCUCUACGUUCCUCCCUCGUCUCGUGGUGGUGGCCAUGAUCACUACGAAGACACCGACCUCGACAAUAUUGAGUAUGAAGAUCCCAGCCACAACGCGGCCAAUAACGACGAAGGAGGCGGCGGAGCAGAUGAUGGCGAAAUCGACCCGCUUGACGCCUUUAUGGAAGGGAUUCAUGAGGAGAUGAGGGCGGCGCCGCCUCCGAAGGCGAAGGAGAAGGCGGAUAAAUAUAGGGACGACGAGGAGGAUGAUCCGAUGGAGAGUUUUUUGAGAGCGAAGAAGGACGUGGGGUUGACCUUGGCGUCUGAAGCUCUUCACGCUGGUUAUAAUUCAGAUGAGGAGGUCUAUGCUGCUGCCAAGGCGGUUGAUGCUGGAAUGUUAGAAUAUGAUUCCGAUGAUAAUCCUAUAGUUCUCGACAAGAAGAAGAUUGAGCCUAUUGCUGCUCUGGAUCACAGUUCGAUUGAUUACGAACCGUUUAACAAAGAUUUCUACGAAGAAAAACCAUCCAUAUCAGGUAUGAGCGAACAGGAUGUUGCUGAGUAUCAGAAAAGUUUAGCCAUCCGUGUUUCAGGGUUCGAUGUUCCAAGACCAAUAAAGACAUUUGCAGAGGCUGGAUUUUCUAUAGAGCUAAUGAAAGCUAUAGCAAAACAAUCGUAUGAAAAACCUACUCCGAUACAGUGCCAGUCUUUGCCAAUUGUGCUAUCAGGUAGAGAUAUCAUUGGCAUUGCAAAAACUGGGUCAGGGAAGACUGCUGCCUUCAUCCUUCCGAUGAUUGUUCACAUUAUGGAUCAACCUGAACUGGCUAAAGAAGAGGGCCCCAUUGGAGUAGUCUGUGCACCUACUAGAGAACUGGCACAUCAAAUAUAUUUGGAGGCCAAGAAAUUUGCAAAAGCCAAUGGUAUUCGUGUGUCUGCAGUUUAUGGUGGAAUGUCAAAACUUGAGCAGUUUAAAGAACUGAAGUCAGGGUGCGAGAUAGUUGUUGCAACACCUGGGAGACUGAUAGACAUGCUAAAGAUGAAAGCAGUGACAAUGUCAAGAGCUACUUACUUGGUCCUUGAUGAAGCUGAUAGGAUGUUUGACCUUGGAUUUGAACCCCAGAUAAGGUCCAUUGUAGGUCAGAUCAGACCAGAUCGCCAAACAUUGCUGUUUUCAGCAACAAUGCCCCGUAGAAUUGAAAAACUUGCCAGGGAGAUACUGAGUGACCCAGUGAGAGUUACAGUUGGAGAGAUUGGAAUGGCUAAUGAGGAUAUCACCCAGGAAGUUCAAGUACUUCCUGCAGAUACUGAUAAACUGCAAUGGCUGCUUGAAAAGCUACCAGGGCUGAUUGAUAAUGGUGACGUAUUGGUUUUUGCUUCAAAAAAGGCAACAGUGGAUGAGAUAGAAAGCCAGCUAUCCGGGAAGGGGUUUAAAGUUGCUGCUCUUCAUGGGGAUAAAGACCAGGCAUCUCGUAUGGAGAUAUUGAACAAGUUUAAAUCUGGAAUAUAUCAUGUUCUUGUUGCGACUGAUGUUGCUGCUCGUGGUCUUGACAUAAAGUCAAUUAAGUCUGUGGUUAAUUUUGAUAUAGCUAGAGACAUGGACAUGCAUGUGCAUCGAAUUGGGAGAACAGGACGUGCUGGUGAUAAAGAUGGGACUGCUUACACUCUUAUCACACAUAAGGAGGCUCGUUUUGCUAGCGACUUGGUUAACAGUUUGAUUGCAGCUGGUCAAAAUGUGUCCAUGGAACUUAUGGACCUUGCUAUGAAGGAUGGGAGGUUUAGAUCGAAGCGAGAUGCUAGAAAAGGAGGGGGAGGGGGAGGGGGAGGGGGCAAAAGGGCAAAAGGAAGGGGUGGGGGUGGUGGGAAUAGAGGUGUGCGUGGUGUGGAUUUUGGUUUGGGGAUAGGAUACAGCUCAGAACCCAAAGCAGCUCCUCCUAGUGGCUCAGCUGUUAAUUCCCUUAGGACGGGAGUGAUGGCUCAGUUCAAAAGCAGCUUUGUUGCUGCAUCCAAUAAUUCUGGAAAUCAGGGGAGCAAGAAAAUGGUAUUGCCUGGCUUUGUUUCUGGUGGUUCCAUAGGUGGAACUCCCCCCACCCCCAUGCCAACUUAUCACAACAGAGAACAGCAGCAGCAGCAGCAGGGGACUUCUGAGAGCAACAGCAGCAGCAGCAGAUCAUCCAGAGAAAGAAGAAGGCCUUCUGGUUGGGACCGCUAGCUAGCUAGCUCAAGUCAACUUCAAGAACUUGUAUGUUUUAUUUGUUAUGUGACUACCGACUAAAACCUCAACUUUUAGUUUCAUCAUAUUACUAGUCAUAUAUAUGAUAUAUGUACUCUACUCUACUUGCAACUUUAUUUAAAUUCAUUCGUGGAUCUCGAUUUCGAUAUAAA